CGAUGAAAUGUUUUGUAAUUCCAAAAAAGCUUCUUUAUUCCCGUUGGGUUUUAGCCUCUUUUUUUUGGGUAUUGAAUUUGAGCAGAAAUUUAAAGUGACAAAGACUGCUCUUUUAAUGCCAAAAUUUUGACCUUUUUCAACUUUAUCUCUCAACUAGUUUCCUGGAAAAUGCAGCUGUUUUAUCUCUCUCUGUCUUAUUCUUUAAAACCAAUGGAUUUUUUUUUUCAAGUAUCAGUGUAUAGCCAUUAUUGAUUUCUUGUUUUAGAGCUAAAUUCCUCAUGCAUACCUUAUAUAGUUAAAUGGGUUUUCUUCCCUGUAAACACCUUCUUUUUUAUAAAGCUUUUAUUUGGGAUUCCUUAUCUUUCCUUUUGCUGUUAAAUUCUCUCAGCAACCAAACAUGAUUUAUUUUCUUCCUUGGCUUUUUGAUAUGGUGAUAUAAGCAUGACUUAAAAAAAGGUUAGUGAUGAAUUAGCAUCGUCUUCUUCCUUUUUCAUUUAUUGAAAUCAAUCCAAGUCCGUGAACCAGUCAUUGGAUUCUCCAUAGCCAAAAAAACUUCGCAUUCAACACAUCCCUCAAGCUAUUCGUAUUCUGGGAAUUUGGAUUCAGGGAGGACUAAGGUAGCUCAGUUUUAACAAUUGAACUUAGGGGAUGAAAAUGUUGCAGCAUGAGCUGUGUUCUUCUCGGAUUCUGUCGCCGUUCCGGGAUGAAAUCGUCGGCGACGAAGAGCUUUCGGUUCUUCCAAGACACACCAAAGUUAUUGUCACCGGGAACAAUAGAACAAAGUCUGUAUUGGUCGGUUUGCAAGGCGUCGUCAAGAAGGCGGUCGGCCUCGGUGGUUGGCAUUGGCUGGUUUUGAAGAAUGGGGUUGAAGUUAAGUUGCAAAGGAAUGCAUUGAGUGUGCUGGAACACCCUACAGGGAACGAAGUAGAUGAUGAUCAUGAUUUCGAUAACUCAAGCAGUGGCUCGGACAUUGCUAGUAGCAUUGAGUUCCAACGGCCUGCAAAACCGAGAGUUCGACAUAUGAAACCAUGGGUUCCAUCUGCAUCCAUGAAAGCAACUAAUCGUAGUGGUUACAGAGAUGUUCAAUCCAUUAUUCAUGCACCCCAAUCGGUAAAUUUGGCAAAACUCGACAACAACUCCUUGAGAAGAUAUUGCAGGCAUUUCAAACUUGGUAACAUCAAUGCUUAUUCACCAAGGGAAUUAAUGCUUAACACUGUCCAGCAGCAUUUUGUAUCACAGCCACCUCUGAAUGACAUACAGGUGAUCUCGGAAUUCAUCACUUCUGCUAAGAGAUUGAAAACCGACGACUCACAGAGUGAGCAACUCUGAAUUUACUUCAACAUUGUAGUUGAAACAUAUUUUAGUUCUAAUUCUAACCUUAGAUUAGAUCCAACUAAAAGACUAACAGGGACGAGUUAUCGAUCGACCAGCUGGAUUUCGUCCCCGGAUUCUAACCUUGUAAUAUAGGGCUUGUGCCCUUUGUGCGUAUUCUAGUAUAUCUACUAUUCCAACAGUGCACAUAUAUACAUAUUAUUGCUGCUGAA
This is a messenger RNA of Gossypium arboreum, 1544 nucleotides long. RefSeq lists its product as uncharacterized. Gene Ontology annotation, biological process: regulation of DNA-templated transcription. The coding region runs from base 649 to 1329 and encodes 226 amino acids. The record is from RefSeq and is a predicted model, not a curated record. The transcript has 8 exons. Gene Ontology annotation, molecular function: protein binding; transcription coregulator activity. Lineage: Eukaryota; Viridiplantae; Streptophyta; Magnoliopsida; Malvales; Malvaceae. Gene Ontology annotation, cellular component: histone deacetylase complex.